AUGGCCACAAUCAAUCUUUCCUCCUCUCAGUAUUUAAGUAUUGUGAAAAAAAUUCAAGAAGUUGUUUGUAACAAGCAAGAGUCUGGUGAUUUUGGAGUUAUCUGCCCAGUAAAAGGUCAGCAGUGCAUUGCCCAGUAUGAAGAUGAAGACUGGUAUAGAGCAGAAGUUGUUGGGAUACGUAAUCUUCAAGAAGUUGAAGUAAAAUUUGUUGACUUCGGUAAUAUUGCCAGAGUCAGUAUGAGUAAAGUAAGAAGAAUAGAAGAAGAAUUGCUAAGAUUUCCAUGCCAGGCAAUACACUGCAAGCUUGCCUAUAUUCAACCCAGUAGCACGGCACAGCAGUGGAAUUUAGAUGCAUGUGAUAUGUUUGGAAUGAUGGUUGCCGACAAACGUCUAAAGUGUACUGCCAUAGGCAUUUUGAUGGACGAUAAACUAUCUGUUGAACUCUUUGAAGAUGAUCCAAAGAAUUCAAUCAGCAUCAAUGCUUCUUUGGUUGAGAAAGAAAUGGCUUCCUUCAUAUGUUGUGAACAUGGGCCUCUUAAGCAUCGCUUAUAUAUGAGGGAAAUAUGGGAUCCAGUUGAUGAUAUGCUCACUGAUCCUUUUGAAGAAAAGAUGGACUCCAUUUCUGUUUUGCAACAAAAAGAGCUGGAUGUUAUAGUUAGCCAUGUUGUCUCUCCUAGCAACAUAUUUGUGCAGUGGAAGACAUCAGAGCAUUUUCUUGAAAGUUUUCAGGAGACUUUGUUCAAUAAGUACGAAAAUACAGAGCCUGAAAACACAGAGUGGCAUGCUGAUAUGUAUGUUGCUGUUAAGCUACCUGUCUUAAAACAGUGGAGACGAGGGAAAAUUGAAAAUAUUUCUGAAAAAGGUGUCGAGGUCUUCAUUUAUGAUUUUGGGAAUAAAGAAAUGAUAGAUGUCAACAAUAUAAGAACACUUGAAGAAAGUCAUAAGGCAUAUGGUAGCUUUUGCCUGGAAUGCUCACUGAUGGAUAUACAACCAUCUGGAGGAAGCACAGAAUGGACAAAAACAGCAUGUGAAGUUCUUUCCUAUUAUCUCAAGGGAGCUAAAGUUACAAUAAUCAUUGAAGAAAAUGCAUCAAAGUGGCCUCUGCCUGUUAAGAUGGCAUGUAAAGAUGAAGCAGGCCAGCAUGUUGAUAUUUCCAGUUUCCUCAUAAAACAAGGUUUAGCUCUGAGAGAAAGAAGGCUUAAUAAACCCAAGACUUUGGAAGUUAGUGAAAGUAUAGCGGAAAUUACAGUGGCAGAGCAUGUUGUACUUGAGGAGAAACCAGAUUGUGAUGUAGAGCCUGAUCAAACACCUUUUCAGAAAAAUGAUGCAAGUACAAGUAACAUAGAAAAAAAUGAAGAACCAAUGACCGAACAAAAUAUCAAUGAGCCCUAUAUACCUCCUGUCAUACCGGAUUCAAAAAUAUUUAUGGCAAAAGUCACGCAUAUAACAGAACAAGGAAUCGUAUACGUGAUACAUGAAUCAUUAGAAAGUGAUCUUGGUAAGCUUAUGAGUGAUGUUCAAGAGUACUUAAAAGGUCCUGGGCUGCUGAUGCCUUAUUGCUGGAAAAAAGGAGAUGGUUGUCUUAUUAAGGGACCAGAUAAUAUGUCAUAUCGUGGUAAAGUUCUUGAAAUUAUUGGAGGAGAUAUGAUAAAGGUACAAUAUGAGGAUUUUGGAUCUACAGAAACAAUUCCUAAAUGCCAUCUUCACCCACAUACGUUUAGACCAAACAUUCCAUGUUUUUGCAUACCAUGCCAGCUUCACAAUGUGCUUCCACUUGGUGGAAAAUGGCAGCCUGAUGCAAUAGAACUUCUUAAAGAACUUCUUAUUGAUAGACAUGUCAGGGUUCAUCUUAUGGAGACCCCCAAAUUCUCUGGGGAUAUUGCUUCAGUUGAUCUCUACUGUGACAAUGCACCAGUCACAGCUAUUCUUGACAUACAUGGGCAUUGUGUUGUAGAAGAUAAUGAAAAGAGAACAAAGGAAAAGAUGGAUGUGUUUGAGAGUAGUUUGGAGAAAAGAGGUGGUGGUGGUGGUGGUGGUGGUGGUAACUGUGUAACAAACUGCUACAGCAAGGAAUGUCUUAAAGAAACAUUUGACCUCAACUAUGAAGAUUUGCUUUUGCCUGAUCAAGAAACCCCAUUUUUACAAGGAUACGCUCCACUGUCUUUGCCUCAGACAGGAGAGUUAUUUCCCGUCAAUAUUUCUCACUUGGAAACCCCAAACAUAGUGUAUAUUUCUUGUAAUAGCUCAGAGGAUUGUCAGAAUGAAUCUGAAGAGACUCUACAGGCCAGCCUUGAAAAGGUCAACCUUUAUGAAAAAGAACUAAAACCUGUGACAGAUUAUAGACCAGAAAUGCCAUGUCUUGCACGAUACCAUGAUGGUCAAAUAUACAGAGCCAAACUGAAGUCCAUACAAGGAUUCAACCCUGUGAGUGUAGUAGUGCAAUUUGUGGACUAUGGGUCUAAUGCAGUAGUGCAAAGUGACAGUAUUUUUCAGCUUCCUGAUAAUCUUGUUACGUAUCCUGUGAAAGCACUUAAAGUCAGAUUGGCUGGCUUUAAGCCACCUAUGAAAGACUGUGAAACUGUGAGAAUCCCAUACUUCCCAGCAUGGAGUAUGAAAGCUCUGUACACCAUGAUGGACUUAAUUGAAGAGAAAGCAACGCUUUUUGCUUCCUGUACUGCUGCAUCACAAGAAACCUCAGUGUUCAUCUAUGAUGAAAAUCACCAACUUCUUCACGAGCCAUUAGUAUCAAUGGGAUUAGCAGAUUAUUCUUAAAAGUGUGGAUGCUGUAUAUUUGACAGCUGUGAAGAAGACAGCUUCCCAAGUUUGUUUGUGAAUUAUUUUAGUGUGGCCAUACAUACUUGGGUUUAUUUUUGUUUCUGUAUUAUUAUUGUAGU
Molecule: messenger RNA, 2894 nt
Organism: Pelobates fuscus (common spadefoot toad)
Lineage: Eukaryota; Metazoa; Chordata; Amphibia; Anura; Pelobatidae
Gene: RNF17
Product: ring finger protein 17
Exons: 23
Coding region: 1-2772 (923 amino acids)
Source: RefSeq, a predicted model, not a curated record